CCCCGCCCCCCCUUCCCGGCAUGCUCCGGGGUGGGGCGGACUCUCUAGCCGCCGUCUCGGCAGGAGGAAGGGGCGGGGCGGGUUUGUUUGUUGUGGGGCCGCCUCCUGGUGGUUGUGACAGGGCCCGCGGCGGGGAAGCAGGCCACCUAAUAUCCCAUGGGAGCCAAUUAAGUGUCAAGCUGUAUCUGGUACAUUCAAGAAACACAGCAGAUAUGUCCCUCAAAAAUGUACUGUGAGACUUCAGAAGCAAAAAUGCUAGAAGACUAAGGUAUCAACUUACACACCAUCUCAGAAAUAGAGAACUCAAUGGAUCAUCUGAAAAAGCUUGCCAGAGAGCUGAUCAGCGUACUCCAAUAUUCUAAGAGGUUGUCCUCAUGAAUACUCUUGUGGAGGAUGUCCAUGAUCCUCUUUGCUUGUGUGGUGAGAGUGAGGGACGGACUUCCGCUUUCAGCCUCCACGGAUUUUCAUCUCAACCAGGACUUUCUGGAAUGCAGGAAGAGACUAAAGGCAUUAUCCUUAAUUCUGGCACAGUAUCCUGAUCGAGGCACAGCAACAGGACGUGGCUUCAGCAUACAUUUUCAUUCUUCUGGGGACAUCGCUUGCAUGGGGAUCUGCACCAGCAGUUGCCCAACCGUCAUGGCAUUUUGUUUCCUGGAGGAGCUCCAAUGGAAAUUUUCUGCUUCAUAUGACUCUACGAGCAUAAGCUUGGCUACCAGACCCUAUGCUUUUCUUGAAUUUGAUAAUAUUAUUCAGAAAGUGAAAUACCAUUUCAACUACACAAGUUGCUCUCAAAUGAAGAACAGGCUGGAGAAAAUUCAGGAAGAGCUGAAGUUCCAUCCUCCUGUGCUUCUGAAACUAGAGGAUAUAGAGGUGAUGAACGGGAUGAUUAAUGGGUACACAGAAGUGCACAUGGGGUCUGCCCCUAUCUACAGAAUGCAACCUGUGACUCCUUUGGGGAUUCUGUCCCUUGUUCUCAACAUCAUGUGCGGGGCAUUGAACCUCAUUCGAGGAGUUCAUCUAGCGGAGUAUUCUUUUCAGGAAGACUACGAGGGAAUUGGAAAUGUAAUAGCAUUUCUCCUUUCUUUUCUAGCCUGCAUUUUUCAGUGUUAUUUGUACUUGUUCCACGGUUCAUCAAGGAAGAUGAAGGCGUUUGUAUUGUUUUUCUCCAUUUGUCUAUGCAACAUUUACUUGUAUGGAUUAAGGAACAUCUGGCAAAUACUCUUUCACAUAGGAGUGGCUUCUCUUUCUUCAUAUCAGAUACUGACAAGGCAACUGGUGGAGACACAGCCUGAUUUUGGAGUAUGAAAACACACGUGGGAUUCAUCACUCAUAUUUUAAAAACUCUUGUAUUUACUUACACUGGCCAAAAAUACUGUGGGGAAUAUUUAAAAAAUGCACAACAGCGGUUAUCACGAGGGAGAGAUCUUGAAACGAAACAACUCUAAAUAAACUGUGCUCUUAUAAUUAGUGUCAAAUAGACCUGCAGGGGAUUAGUGGUAGGUCAACUGUGCAUUGCAGACCAUUUGCAAGCAUUUGUAAUGGAGGUUCUCACUGCCGUUGAGACUCUUCAGUAUUCAAUCUUUUCAGUGUACUCCUUGACUAACACCAAACAGUCAAUCUCUCUUCAUUUGUCUCAUUUGCUUUGCCACAGUUCACUAUUUCACUGUGUUGCCCUGGGAGUUUGACAGAAAACAUUGAAAUUGUACGUUAAAAACAAGAUUAUUAUCCCCAAUUUGAAUCAGUGCUUAGUACUUUCAUCUAUAGAUCUCAAGUUGCUUGACAGAUGUAAGCUAAGGAGGCGUUUGCCAUAAUUAGUCCUUAAUUGGUGGGGAAAAAUGCUUUUAGUAGGAUUACCCUGAAGAUCCUACUAAGGUUAAAUAGAAUUAUAGGGGUCUGAAGAAAAGAAAAGGGCAGGGUCCCUUUUAAAAACCAUAAAGGAUGUAAAAUGUCUCUUGAGUAAACUGUACAUCUUAAUUGUUGGUAGGGUGUGAGCUCAUUGGGAAAUUAUCAGUAAGUUUGAAGCUGCAUAAACCAAACCAAGAAAACACACAACUGACCUUUCAGUCCAAGUGGCCUUUAUUUCCUUGUUGAAGGUCACAUUGUUUGAAAGGGUAAUAAUAUGUUUGGCUUAUACAGAUAAAUAAGGUUGGAAGAUGUAUUUUGUGACAACCCAAUAAGUUUUUUCCACCUUUCAAAAGAUACAUUAUUAGCGAUUAGAAAUUCAUUCCUCAUCCUGGAAAGCAAGAGCAGGUUCUCUUUAUUUUACAUUUAAGCUUUCAUGCGAAGGUUAAUUUAUGAGCAUGCACUUUUGAAUAUAGUCAUUAGGAGCUGAAUUUGUCCACCUCUGCUGCAGUGUCUAUUCUGGUAUUUAAUGUGCUGAAGUAUAUACUGACAUUUAAAAUGUAUAUGAACACCUUUUUUGAUACUUUUUUGGUAAGUUGUUUCUGUAUAAGAGUGUCUAAUAUUUUGAUGCAGCUGUCUUUUGGAGGGUUAGUGGAGAAUCAUGAAACUGAGAAAUUACAGGAAGCUUGUAGGUGUAAUAUUGUGGAGGUACCUUCUUAAUUUUUUCUCACUUAACCAUUUUAUGGUCGCCCCAUGUAUUAUGUAGAAUUUCAUCCCCUUGCUGAGGAAUUGUUUUUUCACUUAAUGUCUCUACCUUUCAUGGUUGCAAAGAGAUUAAAUUGAUGGAGAGGUUCCUUCCUGGCUCUGUAGGCAGCUUAAAUGUUACUCAGUAUUAUCUAUUUCACUACUGACUAUUAUAGCAGGAACAUCCAGCUAAUAUUUUAAACCACAGUCCCACACAUUGUGUGCUAAAAGCCCUAACAACUGACUGUCCAGCUGCCGAAACCUCCAGCUUCCUCUGACAACUUGUGCAAUGAAACUCUAUGCAGGCAAUGCAUAAAUCCAUACAUAAAGACUUAAGUGAUUGGAUAUUGCAUUGAUGUCUGCUGUUCUCAAUAGUACAGCCUUUACUGUACCUAGCUACAGUGAAAUAGAAGAAUCAUUUGCUGUGUUUUUGGGACAUGGAAAGGCACUGUGUUGUAAAGGAAACUGAGCUGAAAUUCCAGGGGUAAAUAAACUUUAAAAAGGGAAAAAUAGAUAAGAAGGAAAGGGAUAAAAUGAAACAUCAGAAACAGUGGUGGGGAGAAACCUAGAGACCAGUGGAAACUUUAGCUUGAUGGGAGAUAGUAAAUUGGAUGUGAAAUUGCAAGAUGAUAUGACAGCCAAAAAGGCCCUAUAAUUGUAGGCUGCAUGGGCCAUGUCUCAGAGCAGGGAAGGAUCAUAAUCCUUCAUACAGCUUGGAUGCAAGCAUUCAUGGAAUUAUUUCAUUCAGUUCCAGAUAUCCGUACCAAAGACAGACACUGAAGGGAGUCCACAGAGGACUGUCCAGGUAUUGAUAUUUGAAGAGAAAAGGGAAAGUCACUGCUUAGCAUAGUAACGAAAGGGGUCGACCUUUCUUGAUGUUUGUCCUUCAGAUAUUGGGUCAGAUGAGAAAGAAGUUGGGGCACAAGGAGGCAUAACUAAGGGUAAUAGAAUGAAACUGAGGAAAGGGAACAUUUAGGUUGACUUUAGCAAAGCUUUUGAUAUGGACUCCCACAGUAUUCUUGCCAGCAAGUUAAAGAAGUAUGGGCUGGAUGAGUGGACUAUAAGGUGGAUAGAAAGCUGGCUAGAUCGUCGGGCUCAAUGG
Mauremys reevesii (Reeves's turtle) is the source of this 3688-nucleotide messenger RNA. RefSeq names its product SEC22 homolog C, vesicle trafficking protein (gene SEC22C). NCBI's taxonomy places the organism in Eukaryota, Metazoa, Chordata, Testudines, Geoemydidae. Gene Ontology annotation, biological process: endoplasmic reticulum to Golgi vesicle-mediated transport. The coding region runs from base 394 to 1305 and encodes 303 amino acids. The transcript has 8 exons. The record is from RefSeq and is a predicted model, not a curated record.